UGAAUCAACUGAAGACAUUAUCCGACAGCUCGGUGUAAAUACAGUAGUAACGUCCACUAUUCACGGGAGACGCGUUUUACAACUUUGAACCGAUUAGCUGCUUAGUUGUGGAUGUCAGUUCAAGUAACGUUGUCGUUGGUGCAGAUGGCAAACUGAGUGAACACUGUUGCUUCGAGUUUUAGCAUAAGUAAGGUUGACGUUAGCUAUAACGUUAGGUACAUAGCAGGCAAAAGCUAGGUCAGUGUUUACGGUUGCGGCGAGUAGCCCGUUGGUUUAGUCUGUCACGUUAUCGACAAAACGCCAGGUGGUCAGGUACUUGGUAAAGAUGGGUGACAUAAACCCAUCGACAUCCCACGUCUUUCAGUCGGAGGGUUUCAGUCCGCCAUACAGGAGGAGGAGGACAGUGGAGGAUUUUAACAAGUUUUGCACUUUCGUCUUGGCCUAUGCCGGUUACAUCCCAUAUCCACAAGAGGACUCUCCUCUGCGCAGUAGUUCCAGUCCCCCUAACAGUACAGGCAGCACAGCUGACAGUGAUGGCUGGACCCCCAGGCCACCAACCUCCUGCCCCCAGCGCCCUCCCAAGGUCCCCCAGGACAGGAGCAGGAAACGUCCACAGCCAGGAGCCUCAUUGUCUAGUCACACCAAGAAAGACCACACAUUCACCACCCUGCACCCAGAUGACCGCAGGAAAGCUGACAAGCUGAAGAAGAAGAAAAGGAGGAAGGAGAGGGAGCAUUUGGCUGGUGAGGAAAGUGGGGUCCAGCAGGCCCACUCAGCAGUCCCAGAGCUGCAGUACCCCAUCUCCUUUGGUGGCCGAACGAUCAAAGAAGAGCCUGAAGAUGAUAUCAGCAUUCCCCUCCGCCCCCAGCGUCUGCCUAGCCCAGCUCCCUGCAAAGAGGAGCCCAAGGAGGAGCGUCGAAACUGGGAUGGUCAAGACCUUGAAGAAGGGGUGGUAAAGGUACAGAAGGUGGAGGGCAUUCCAGGGAACAGAACGGUGUUCCGCCAGGGGAAACAGGUGGUGUUCAGAGACGAAGAUGGAUCAGGAGAGGAUGAGGACAUCAUGGUAGACUCAGAUGACGACUCGUGGGACCUGGUAACGUGUUUCUGCAUGAAGCCCUUUGCAGGUCGCGCCAUGAUCGAGUGUAACAAGUGUAACACCUGGAUCCACCUGUCAUGUGCUAAGAUACGCAAGAGCCACGUACCAGAGACGUACGUGUGCCAGAGCUGCCGAGAGUCACACGGAACCCCAGAUGCCCGACGCUCCCACCGCUCGCGCGUAGGCCCACGUAAGCAUCUGCUAGACUGACCCCAGGCCAAACACUGAACUCUGCCCCCUUCCAUCCCCACCCCCCCCCCCCCCCCUCACCUGCUGGAUUGACCCUUCCUCGAAUUCAGGUCUUGCACCCUUCAGUCUCUGUCCUUCAUGGCCAGCCAUGAACCCACAUUUUCUAUAAACACUUGGUGGACCUAUCCCAAGCCCUUAUCCCAUUAGAGAACAGUUUGAGUGCUAUUUUAGAUUUACUAAGGUUUGUUCCUGCUUCCCUACAGACUCUGUGCGUAAGGCAAUCACUGAAUGGAUGUCGGUCUGUAGAUGACGUUAGCAUAGCAGCAAACCUCUACUGUUGGGACUUGGUGUCUCGUGAACACUGGAAACAUUUGAACUGCCAUAUAGAGAGAGAGAGAGUACCCUCACAACUGCCACCCACUAUGGUGCAUGCUGGGAUUUGUGGGAAAGACAGUUUGCACUUUUCUCACUUUUUUAAAAAUAAUCCAUAUGACCUUUCUGUCACAGGGAGGAGUACGUCUUUCUGAUGAAACUGGAUUUUGAUUUCUCUUAGAUGCCUCUAUUAAUGUUACACAAUUAACCGUUAAAAAUGAGAAAACAAGUUAAGCCUUGUGUUAAUUGCUUCAGAUGGUGCUAUAGUAUUAAGCUGAGGUAUAAUCCAAUAGAACAAAGAUGUAGGAUAAGAGACUAGAGUCUGCAUCUGCUUCAUCUGUUUGUUGUUCUGCUUUGUUAUUUAAGACGUGAAAGAAUAUCAUUAAGGCUUGAUGCCUGUACGUACAAGUGAUCCGAGCGUUUGUUCUUCUCCCUUCUACUUCACAAACUGUCUUCCAGCCUCUGAUACACCUCUAAAUCAAAAAGUCACUCGGCCACACAUGACGUUUUCACACAAUUUGCUUUACAAAGAUGUUAAAACAGUGUUCUUGUUUCACCAGAAUUCUGGUCCUGACGAGUUUUUUUUUCUCAUAAUAAAUAAGUUGUUAGUUCACAGAUUUAAAAAAAGCCAGAUAUCUGAUGACAGUUUUCAGUAAAGGUGUUUUCUGUUGUCUCUGUUCAGAGUUUUUGCUGAAUUUUAAGGUGGGAUUUGACAGUGGUAUUGUUUAUAAAUACUUUUAUUUUCCAAACUGUUAUUACAGUCACCUUUGUUUUCAACUGUUUCAUGCUCAUGACAGUUUUCAGAGACAAAUAUAUCUACAGAAGGGAUUUCCCUAGGACCGUCCUGUUUAAGUAUCAACAGAAAAAAAAGCUAUUGUAACUGGAAUAGUGUUGUUAGAAAGAUUCUCUCAAGAGUCCAGUUGAAAUUAUGCAUGAAUGUGUGUUUGUUUGAAUGGUUGACACUGUGUGAGGAUGUUGGCAUUGCAUGUGCUGCUACAGCCCAACUAAGCUUCUUGGUUUUUGGUCUUUUGUGAGAUGGAGAAAUUGAUAUCUGCGAAAAACCAUGGGCAGGGUCAGUUUGUUUUGUUUGUCUCUGAAGGGUCAGAUCAGAAGAAGAGAUCUCUGUCUCUUAUCACCUCUCACUAAUGUUUUCACAGCAGUAUUCAGUUACUUCCAUAUGCAGCGAGGUUAAGGGAAAACAUGUUUAUUCAGGGCACUUUUCCCCUAAAAACUUGCUGGAAAUUGGAUUUUAAGCUUCGUUAUUCAUGUGCCAUCUGCUGUUGUUUCCGAUUAUAUAAAAGCCAUACUGUAGUGAUUUUCGACUCAGAAACUUUUAUAUUAGUCCAGGAUUGGAUUUUACAAUGCAGAAUCAAUGACUUGACUGGGGAGCAAGUAACACACACAAUGAAUGUUUGGUAUGUAAAGAACACAAGAAUUUAGACAAGAGUUUAAAGUGGUUAGGCUCAUCUCUGCACUCUUGUCUUCUGCUAUUUACAAUUGCUGGUUAACUGGUUUGUACCCAGCAAUCACCAGAUCUUAAAAAACAUCAGGUUGUGAUGCUUUUAAGACAUUUCAAGACCUAAAAUCACUUGCUGUGCUCAGGACGUUCAUGUCUUGAAGAGAACCUGAAGAGACAUCUUCAGGCACAAAUUUAUAAACCUUAGUCUGCAUCUUGAAGACAUCAUUGUAAUUAAUGUUAACAAUGCUCAUUGUGAUACAGCUCGUUUAUUCUGAUCUUGGGUUGUCCUUUCCCCUUAUUGAGAAAGCGUUGUCUGUACUGUGGUGCAAACUGUUUCUGUGAAACUAUUGUAAACUAUUGUAAAUAAAGAGUUACCAUUUUAA
Molecule: messenger RNA, 3499 nt
Organism: Plectropomus leopardus (leopard coralgrouper)
Lineage: Eukaryota; Metazoa; Chordata; Actinopteri; Perciformes; Serranidae
Gene: phf13
Product: PHD finger protein 13
Biological process (GO): mitotic chromosome condensation
Cellular component (GO): nucleus
Molecular function (GO): chromatin binding
Source: RefSeq, a predicted model, not a curated record